This is a messenger RNA of Trichoderma atroviride IMI 206040, 1014 nucleotides long. RefSeq lists its product as uncharacterized. NCBI's taxonomy places the organism in Eukaryota, Fungi, Ascomycota, Sordariomycetes, Hypocreales, Hypocreaceae. Gene Ontology annotation, cellular component: nucleus. The record is from RefSeq and is a predicted model, not a curated record.
AUGUCCAAGGUCAUACUCAUUUUGGGAGGAGCGGGUGUUCAGAAUGCUGCCGUCGCCCGCGAACUAGUCACCAACGAAUCUUUUUCAGUCAAACUCUUGUCUCGAAACAUCAAGUCGGACGAGUGUGUGUCUCUCUCUACCAUCCCUCGUAUUUCACUUGUUCAGGGUGACUGCUAUGACGAAGACACUCUUAUCUCUGCCUUUGAAGGCGUUGAUGCUGUUUUUGUAAACACCAAUGGUUUUGCGAUUGGCGAGAAGGCCGAAUUAUUCUGGGGCAUUCGUAUGUACGAGAUUGCAUACUGGGCUGGCGUCAAGCAUUUCAUCUACAGCUCUCUGCCAGCUGUGUCCAAGAAGUCUGGAUACAACCCAAAGUAUCGUGUGCCGUUUGUUGAUGGCAAGGCUAAAGUCGUUGAAUAUCUAAGAGCUCAGCCUACCGACAAGAUGAACUGGAGUGCUAUCGAGAGUGGCCCCUAUCCCGAAUCUCACCUUGGUACCUGGUAUCCUAAGAAAGAUGAAGAUGGUGUAUACGUCUUCCGCAUGCCUCUCGAGGCUGAUGGUGCCAUGGCCAUGGUUGGAUUAGCUGAUUUUGCCUGGUUCGCCCGCUACAUGUUUGAGAAUCCGAAAGAAUUCGAGGCCGACUUGCUCAGCGUCGGCAUCGACCAUGUCAACGGCAACACUAUUGCGGCAGCCUUUACUGCCGUAACUGGAGAGCCUGCACGGUACGAACCGCUGCCUCUAUCCGCCGUAGCCAAGACAUGGCCGGAUACCAAGGUUGGCCUUGCAGGAUCUCCAGGCUUUGAAGAUCCAACCUUGAAAACCAUGGCCGGCCAUUUCGUUCCAUGGUUCACAAUCUGGCAGGAGAGUGGCGGCAACAAAGGUCUAUGGACAAAGGACUACAAGCGACUGGACAAGAUACAUCCGGGUCGUAUGAAGACUAUUGAGGAGUGGAUGCGGUCGGUAGGCUACUCAACUGAGGAGUAUGCCAACCAGCUCAAGACUGGUAUUUUCAGCUAA